Messenger RNA from Lasiosphaeria miniovina, 636 nucleotides. RefSeq names its product Isochorismatase-like protein. The coding region runs from base 1 to 636 and encodes 211 amino acids. The record is from RefSeq and is a predicted model, not a curated record. Lineage: Eukaryota; Fungi; Ascomycota; Sordariomycetes; Sordariales; Lasiosphaeriaceae. The transcript is spliced from 3 exons.
AUGGUAAGCACCAACUCCGACAGCGCUCCUCCCGCGACCGCAUCCACAGGCACGGCUGCUGGCGUAGACGGCGCCACCGCGAACCGGAUAAGCGCCUUCCGACUCAGGUCCAGCGACCAGUCCGCGGCCGUUCUAGGCUCGGAAUCGAAGGGCAACUUCUGGCUCUGGGAUGCGCAGUCGGUUUUCGACCUGACGCACCCGCCGACACGGACCUCGGAGCCAGUCCAGCCGCGGCUCACGCUGCAGUGCGCGCUGACCCCCGUGGCCAUCGACCCAGCCAAGACUGCUUUGGUCAUCAUUGACAUGCAGAAUUACAAUAUGUCCAGCGCGCUAGGCAACCAUGUCCAGGCCUACCGCGACGACGAGGCCAACAUCCUCGCGCACGCCCUCCCCGCUGCCCAGCAGAUAGACCCCAGCCACCGCCCCGACGUGCGCUUCCACAAGAACCGCAAUUCGGGCCUCUGCGAUAAGUCGUCGCCGGUACUGGCGCAGUUCCUCGCCCGCCAGGGCAUCCGCACGCUGCUGUUCGCGGGCCUCUGCGUCAUGGGCACGCUGCAGGAUGCAAGUCUCAAGGGCUUCGAUUGCAUCCUGCUCAAGGACGGCUGCGGUACCAACAGACCCAGUUCGCCUAGCUGA